Uranotaenia lowii is the source of this 1795-nucleotide messenger RNA. RefSeq names its product CDK5RAP3-like protein. Gene Ontology annotation, biological process: regulation of mitotic cell cycle; regulation of cyclin-dependent protein serine/threonine kinase activity. The transcript has 3 exons. The coding region runs from base 133 to 1638 and encodes 501 amino acids. The record is from RefSeq and is a predicted model, not a curated record. Lineage: Eukaryota; Metazoa; Arthropoda; Insecta; Diptera; Culicidae. Gene Ontology annotation, cellular component: endomembrane system.
UUUGGAGGUUAAUUGUCCCGUCUCAUCUGUACACGCUCAGCAAGUGUGCGUAGGAAAUGUCAAAAACAACUCUAUACGUGGAUGAUAUUUUUCGGUUCCGUUCUUUUUCAGAUCGUAUAGUAAUUUUUCACGAUGAAUGAAGCUGAUAUACCAAUUGAUAUUCAUGCCGGAAAGCUGUUGGAUUGGUUGGUGUCGAGGAGAAUUGUGGAUAAAAAUUGGCACUUGAAUGUGAGAGAUGUCCGCAGCAAAAUAAGCAAUGCCCUCACUGAUAUGCCAGCCCAUGACGGGUUGGUGCAGCUAUUGAAAGGCGCACACAUCAACUACUUCCAUUGCCAGCAGAUCAUCGACAUUCUCAAGACGACGGAAGCGGAUUCGCGUAAUGUAUUUGGUCGAUACGGAAGUCAACGUAUGAAAGACUGGCAGGAGAUAGUAAAGCUGUACGAGAAGGAUUGCUUGUACCUUGCCGAGGCUGCUCAAAUCCUAGUACGGAAUAUAAAUUUUGAAAUUCCAGGCACUCGCAAGCAGAUCAAAAGCUUUGAGCAGCUUGGCGAAGAAUCAGACAAAAAAAUUGUAGAUUUGGAACGAUCAGAAAUCGUCAUCUUAGGAGAAUAUCAAAGCUUGUGCAAACAACUUGGAAUCUUAGGAGAAAACGUUCGUAAAGAAUUGGUGGAAAAAGUCGGAGAAUUACCAGAAAUGUACCGCACAAUUGCUACCUCGGUUCCUCCUCUGAAGAAAGCUUUGAAGCUUUAUGGAGCAUUUCUGUCUAACGAUGCAUGUCUACCAAUUCUAAGACACGUAAGCUCGGCUGGAAAUACAACAGUCUAUGAGUUUCUGUAUUCCGAGCCACCUCUCUCGAUCGAAGAACCUCCAGUUAAGUUCAGCUUAAAGGACACGUCGGAAGAAAACUCUGGAGGAAUUGAUUUCGGAAAUGAUGGUGCAAUAGAUUUUGGCGAAGCAGAAAUAGAUUUUGGCGCCGACACGGGUGAAAUAAACUUGGAAGUAGGGGACAUAGACUGGGGAGCAGGCGAAGAUGUUCCAGCUGGAAACGGAAACGAAAUCGAUUUCAAUAUUUCUUUGGAAGAAAGUGGGAUAGUGGUAGAGGGCGAUGGAAAUGCUGGAGGAGUGGCGAAGGGGGAUGAGGCGUAUACUAUUUUCGAUUCGCCUUCGUAUCGGGACAAAUUUUUAAACGAGCUGUUGGAGUUGGAAGCUUUUCUCAAAAUGAGAUUGUACGAACUGAGCACAUCGGACAAAGUAGAAAUUUUGUCUUUAACAAUGAUGGAUAAUUUUCCUGAUCACGAUAGCAAAAGCUUAACGGAGAUGCUCUCGUUUGUGGACGUUGUCUAUAGCAGAAUUAACAGCCAGCAAAUUCAACACUUGCAUCAAAUCAAACAUUCGCCUAAAUUCGUCGAUAUCCUCACAUCCAAACUAAAACAGAAGCUUAUUGCCGUUGAUAAGCUCAAGGAGACGGUCAAGCUUACCAAACAGAAGGCCAUCAGCUUUCGGCAGCAGGGAGUAGAUCUGAAACCCACUCUGGCUCGGAUCAUUGAACAAACGAAGAUCCUGCAACAGCAAAUCGAGAAGGACAUUUCCAAACGGUAUAAAAACCGAAUUGUUAACCUAAUGGGCUCUAACCUAUGAGAAGCGUUUCUUUUAAAUUGAAAACAAUAUUGUGCUUCGUGUAAAUGCAAACUAUGAGUUUAUUCUUCGCAUUUUGUUUAUUUUCGAUUACUAUUAUAGUUGUAUAUUUUGCGGAUGAUAGGUUUAUUUUUGUAGCCAAUAAAAGAAUGUGAACGUU